CUUCGCAUGGCGGCCCUCUUGACAGGAACACACAGACGAGCUCAGCGGCAUUCUGGGACCAGGCGGUGCCGAGGCCAAUCAUGGAUGAGAUGUUCCGUGUCCCGGGACCAGGCUGGGGUCGUGACCUCUACAGAUGGGACGGCCAGACUCAGUGUGAGCUCUGCUCUCCUCACCACUCCCUCUCUGGUCAGACCUCACACUCUGAGAGGAUAGAGGGAUACUCCUCUGGCACCUCUUCCUGACUUUCAACUCUCCUUUCCCUUGUAUGUUCCUCUCCUCUUUCUAUCACUCUCUUCCUCCCCUUAUUCAUUCUAGCCAUUUCCCUCCAUCCCCACUUCCUCUCCUCCAUAUCCCUCUUGUAUUUUACUUCCUCUUCUCCAUAUCCAUCUUGUAUUUUACUUCCUCUCCUCCAUAUCUGUGACGAGGUGUGAAAGAAGGAGUCAGGCGCAGGAGGUAAAAUACCGAAGUCCAGAGUUUAAUCCGUUUGCAUAAAUCAAACGCCCCAAGCGUCAAACGACACUGUACAAGGGAAAACAUCCACCUUGGCAAUAACACAGUGAAAUGUAGCUCAACCGAGCUACACACUCUCACAACAAAACAAUCACUCACAAAGACAAGGGGAACAGAGGGAACACUUAUACACAUACUAAUUAGGGGAAUGAGCACCAGGUGUGUGUGAUUGACAAGACAUGACAAGUGGAGUGAUGAGAAUGGGAUCGGCAGUAGCUAGUACUCCGGUGACGACGAACUCUGAAGCCUGCCCGAACCAGGAGGGGGGCAGCCUCGGCGGAAGUCGUGACAAUAUCCAUCUUGUAUUUUACUUCCUCUCCUCCAUAUCCCUCUUGUAUUUUACUUCCUCUCCUCCAUAUCCCUCUUGUAUUUUACUUCCUCUCCUCCAUAUCCCUCUUGUAUUUUACUUCCUCUUCUCCAUAUCCUCCCCUCUUUCCAUAUUUUCUUGUCUUCCCCUCUUCCAUGUCCUUCUGCCCUUCCUCUGUCCUUCUGCCCUUCCUCUGUCCUUCUGCCCUUCCUCUGUCCUUCUGCCCUUCCUCUAUCUCCUCGAUCUCUGGCUCUUUCCAUUCCCCUCCUCUUUCUGCUCCAUCACCUCAUCCCUCUUUCCUCCUCUCCUGAUAGUUUCAUUCCAAGCAGGCUUGAUACCACAGCAUCAGACAGUUAGACAGACACACACAUUGGAAGCAGGCAGCGUCCAUUUAUCAGGGAAGAGAAGCUCUCCGUAACGAUUCUGUACUUUAGUCUCUAUUCUCAGCAGAGGACAUCGUCAGAUAAAUCAACAGAGAAGAUGGUGAUCUCACGCUGCACUUCCCUCUCAGAGGCAGUGAUAAGUAUUUUAAUGUAACGGCCAUGCACUCAUUUGUUAGACCUGGUGAUGACAUUUGUUCAAGGUUUUCUGGCCAUUAAUAGGGAUAGUGUCAUAUUGAAAUAAUAGUUAACCUCUCCCUGAACAAAAGACAAGGAGAUAAAGAGAUGAAUGGUUUAAAGUCGUGCUCUUUGACCUGAAGCAGAUUGGGUCUCUCUCUGCUCAAGGGAUUACUGGCGUUACAAAUGUUGUGAAUGUUUAUGUAUUUUACAAAUACUUUAUUGGGGUUCUUUAUUAAAAGUUGUCAUGACUCAUGACCCAUUAAGACUAGUAGGCUAGUUUUGGUCAGGUGAUGCAGGAUUUCAUCAGUGAUGUUGAUGUUUCACCUUGUGUUUUUGAUCAAGAUAAUAGACUUGCAGUUCUUAAGUUCAUGUUGGGAAUUUGAAGAACAUUUUCCUUUGUUGGCAUGCAUCAAAGCUAAACAUCACAAAAUGUUUAUUUCUUGGAAGUAAACAAAGUUACUGAUCUGAAACGUUGUGUCUCGGGAACAUUGUAGAUGUUGCACGUAACCUGGGAACCGUCCUCACAGGCUAUGUUCUGUGGUCCAAUGGAGAUGUCAGUGACGUCGACAGACACUCUUUGUCAAGUAGCCUACAGUAUCAGGUGGCGUUUUUAGCCAUUGUUUUUCAUUUUUCAGAGAUGAUAUAUAAUAAUUUCUAACCAUUGAUUUGAAGCUAGUUACAGUACCGUAUACAGUAUAAUCAUUGUGAGCUGAAAAAAUAAUGGUUUUGGUGUCAAAACGUGUAUGUUCUCGUGUAUAGAGGCCAAAUUUCUAAACAACGCCUCAAUGAAAUCAAAUAACUUAUCUGAUGAUAAUUAUCUCCCCCCUCUGCACUCCCCCCCCCCCCCCCCUCCCCGCUAUCCUGUGUGCUUCAGUUUGUAGAGCAUGGCACUUGCCAUUCCAGGAGUGUGAGUUUGAUUCCCACACGGGACCAAUACGAAAAAGUAUGAAAAUGUAUGCACUCACUACUGCAAGUCACUUUGGAGAAGAGCGUCUGCUGAAUGACUACAAUGUUAAAUUGUGAGUAAGACAGUAUCUACAGUGUUUUCCUAAACUCUCCAUUUUUGAGACAAGAGCCAACUUGGGUGGCUGUUCUUUAGUGUAUCCGGCCGCUUCUCACUGUUGUCCACUCAGGAUCCUAGGCAUUGGUUUUAAGAGUCCUCUCCUGUCAACACCCAACAUGUAAUAUCCAGCUCUCAAAACAUGACACCCCAGGCUCUUCACUCUGUGUGUGUGUGUGUGUGUGUGUGUGUGUGUGUGUGUGUGUGUGUGUGUGUGUGUGUGUGUGUGUGUGUGUGUGUGUGUGUGUGUGUGUGUGUGUGUGUUUGUUUGUGUGUGCGUGCGUGCGGCUCUUCACACGAUGGGCAGGAUAACAAGAGGAACGUUUAUCCCGACCACCCCAUUGAAGUCCUCCAAAAAUUGUUCCCAUAUGGUUCAGGCUAAUACAUCCUUACUAGAUGCAAUACAACACAUCAAAGUCCUUCAUAAAACUAAGCCCAAAAAUGUCAUGGAUUUUGCAUUUCUGCUUUUUUCAGCUGAAUCAUCAUGAAGCACACACGCACACAAACAAGCGCACACACACACCUCUAUCCUGAACAGUAUAUCUCUGAGAUGGUAGCCAUGGGGGUGAGGGUAGGGGUGCAGGGGGUGUCUGUGGGGCCCCAGGGGUUCUCUCUGGCCCUCAUCUAGAGCUGAGAAAAACCAGCAGCUGUGGAUUGGGGGGGGGGGGUGUUAACUGAUAACAACAGACCCCCAAAAAACACACCACCACCCAUCCCCCUGUCUAACCCCCCUACCUUAACCCCCCCCCCCCCAACCCCCAACCCCCAUUACCUUAACCAUCCACCACUCUAACCCCCCAAAACUCCAGGUUUAUCCUGUUUAGGAGUCCUGCCCCCCCCAGCCAUAAACACAAACACACAAACACACUUCUAAUGCUCUCGUUCAACAAGUGUUCAACUUCUCUAGAGGUUUCAUAUACAAAUCACUUCAAAAGUUCAGACUGAUUUAAGCUAUAAGAAUUUGUGUAUUUACUCAGUGCUUUCCCUUUUCAGUUGUAUUGCUAGACUAUACUGUAGACUUACCAGUAUUACUAGACUAUACUGUAGACUAACCAGUAUUACUAGACUAUACUGUAGACUAACCAGUAUUACUAGACUAUACUGUAGACUAACCAGUAUUACUAGACUAUACUGUAGACUAACCAGUAUUAACAGACGUUGAUUAAUGUCUGUUUAUGCUGGGUUAUGUUCCUGUCAUGUCUGCUAGCACUGAUUGUAUCUGUCCUAAAUGGCACCCUGUUUUCUAUAUAGUGCGCUACCUAUGACCAUAAACCUAUGGGCCCUGCUCUAAAGUAUUGCACAAUCUAGAGAAUAGGAUGGAAUGUCAGACCAACCACUGUGUACUCCUAUUGAUUUAACCACAGUACACACCAGCAGAGGGAAACCUUUCAUCCUUAACUCAACAUGUCCUGUCACACUGCAAUAAACCAUGUUCCAGUCCUUACACACACACACACACACACACACACACACACACACACACACACACACACACACGCCCCUCCCCCCUCCCCCCCCCCUCCCCCCUCCCCCCACAUACACACAAUAAACUCCACUCCAGACCUUACAAAACACUUAAAGCCACCAGACAAACAUAAUAAACGUUUAGAUCCUGUUGAAAUUAUAACGUCUGCGUUCCUUAAUUCCACCCUAUUCCCUAUGUAGUGCACCACUGUUGCUAUGGUCAAAAGUAGUGCACUACAUAGGGAAUAGAGUGCCAUUUGUGACCAAGCCAAAGUAUAGAUCUCAACAGCAAAAAGGGAUCAGCCCUCACGUAGAAGAUUAUAAGCCUGAUAGGUCAGUUUGUUUGGGUACGUUAUGAGUGCUAUGAUUAUAGUAUAAUGCAUAUAUUAUUCUUUGAUUACUCACACUUCAAAUAGAGCACAUUGAGAAUGUAUAUUGUUCUAAAGAAUGUAUAUUAAGAAUGUAUAUUGUUCUAAAGAAUGUAUAUUAAGAACGUAUAUUGUUCUAAACGGGUUCUGGGGCUUUCAAAAUGUUCCUGUUUUUCAGCACCUAUGUUAUUUUGCCUGUACUAAUGUCGUCAGUAUUAUUAGUCAGAAAUGAAACAUAGAUGAGAAAUAACACAGCAUUAAAACACACCCUUUCAACAUUAAUAUCUAGAUUCACAAUCACAGACAUCCAUUCACAGACCUCAUUCAGUAUUUACCAAGGCCUGAAAACAGAUGUCAUCAUGGGUUUAGUGAUUCUACUCCUGAUGUUGUGCAGUAAAGCAGUGUGCUUCACGUCUGACGGUUUGCCUAUAAUGUCAGGCAAUCGCGAAGGGAGGCUGAGAAUGCGUUAGCGGCACGUUAGGGCUGACCUCUGUGACAGCGCUGCCACUUGUAUCACACAUGGGGUCAGAGGUCAGCGUUUCAUGUCCCUGUAUAGAGUUACAGGGAAACAGGGCCAACAGGGCUCUCAGGCUUUGUACUGAGACGGGGACUGAUUGACAGCCUACCACUAAUGCCUGCCAUGAUGAGGGACGUCGGAGGAUCAGGGAAUGGAUCACUCCUGGUGUUUCAUAUGUCACUUAGUUUGCAUACAAUUUUGGUAAUGUCUACAACGCAGAUUAAUCGUAUAUUUUGGUAAUGUCUAUAAAUCAGAUGAAUCAUGUAUUUUGUACACAUAUUUAGCAAUUAAUUCCAUAAAUUAUUCUAGCUUUAAAAUUCUAAACAUACACAUACUUUAGGCCUAUGCAGAAAAAAAUUAGUGGAAUCUUCUGUGGUAAUUUAAGUUUUUUAUAUUCACACCAUGGUUUGAUCUCCCUACAUAAACAUACUGCAUAUAAACCCACUCUGCUCCUAAUGAUAAACACCAUGUCAGCUUUAUUGGCUUCAUAGGGCUGCUAAAGGCCUCAGACCAGCUAGAGCCACACACACACACACACACACACACACACACACACACACACACACACACACACACACACACACACACACACACACACACACACACACACACUCACACACACACACUCACACACACACACACACACACACACACACACACACACACACACAUAGCUUUAUAGGGCUGCUAAAGGCCUCAGACCUGCUAGAGCCACACACACACACACACACACACACACACACACACACACACACAUAGCUUUAUAGGGCUGCUAAAGGCCUCAGACCUGCUAGAGCCACACACACACACACACACACACACACACACACACACACACACACACACACACACACACACACACAUAGCUUUAUAGGGCUGCUAAAGGCCUCAGACCUGCUAGAGCCACACACACACGCACACACGCGCACACACACACACAAAUGUUGUUGGUCGCAUACACAUAUUUAGCAGAUGUUAUUGCAGGUGUAGCAAAAUGCUCCUAGUGUUCCUAGCUCCAACAGUGCAGUAAUAUCUAACAAUACACAACAAUACGCACAACUCUAAAAAGUUAAAGAAUGGAAUUAAGAAAUACUGAAAUAUUAGGAUGAGCAAUGCCGGAGUCCGGAGUAUAAAUAUAUAUAUAUACACUACCAGUCAAAAGUUUAGACACACCUACUCAUUCAAGGGUUUUUCCUUUAUUUUUACUCUUUUCUACAUUGUAGAAUAAUAGUGAAGGCAUCAAAACAAUGAAAUAACACAUGUGGAAUCAUGUAGUAACCAAAAUAGUGUUCAACAAAUCAACAUAUAUUUUAUAUUUGAGAUUCUUCAAAUAGACACCCUUUGCCUUGAUGACAGCUUUGCACACUCUUGGCAUUCUCUCAACCAGCUUCAUGAGGUAGUCACCUGGAAUGCAUUUCAAUUAACAGGUGUGCCUUCUUAAAAGUUAAUUUGUGGAAUUUCUUUCCUUUUUAAUUCGUUUGAGCCAAUCAGUUGUUUUGUGACAAGGUAGGGGGAGGUAUACAGAAGAUAGCCCUAUUUGGUAAAAGACCAAGUCCAUAUUAUGGCAAGAACAGCUCAAAUAAGCAAAGAGAAACGACAGUCCAUCAUUACUUUAAGACAUGAAGGUCAGUCAAUACGGAAAAUGUCAAGAACUUUGAAAGUUUCUUCAAGUGCAGUCGCAAAAAACAUUAAGCGCUAUGAUGAAACUGGCUCUCAUGAGGACUGCCACAGGAAUGGAAGACCCAGAGUUACCUCUGCUGCAGAGGACAAGUUCAUUAGAGUUACCAGCCUCAGAAAUUGCAGCCCAAAUAAAUACUUCACAGAGUUCAAGUAACAGACACAUCUCAACAUCAACUGUUCAGAGGGGACUGUGUGAAUCAGGCCUGGUACUGUGUAUAUAUAUAUAUAUAUAUAUAUAUAUAUAUAUAUAUAUAUAUAUAUAUAUAUAUAUAUAUAUGAUGGGAUGUAUAGACAAUGUGAACAAUAUGGACAGUAUAUGGAUAGAAUAUUUCUUAUAUAUGUAAAAUAUGUAGGAUAGAAUAGUAUAUGUACAGCAUUAGUUGAAUAGGAUGACUAGAAUACAGUAUAUACAUAUGACAUGAGUAAAACAAUAUGUAAACAUUAUUAAAGUGACCAGUGUUCCAUGUCUAUGUACAUAGGACAUCAGUCUCUAAGGUGCAGGGUUGAGUAACCGGGUGGUAGCCGGCUAGUGACAAUGACUAAAGUUCAAGGCAGGGUACUGGGCGGAGGCCGGCUAGCGGUGACUAUUUAACAGUAUGAGGGCCUGGACUGACCUCGCCUUCUGGAUGGUAGCAGGCUGGGUGGCUGAGGUCCUUGAUGAUCUUCUUGGCCUUCCUGUGACACUGGGUGCUGUAGAUGUCCUAAGGGCAGGCAGUGUGCCCCCGGUGAUGCGUUGUGCAGACGGCACCACCCUCCGAGGAGCCCUGUGGUUGUGGACGGUGCAGUUGCCGUACCAGGCGGUGAUACAGCCCGACAGGAUGCUCUCAAGGGUGCAUCUGUAAAAGUUUGUGAGGGUCUUAGGGGCCAAACCAAAUUUAUUCAGCCUCCUGAGAUUGAAGAGGCUCUGUUGCGCCUUCUUCUCCACACUGUCUGUGUGGAUGGACCAUUUCAGAUUGUCAGUGAUGUAUACGCCGAGGAACUUGAAGCUUUUCACCUUCUCCACUGCGGCCCUGUCGAUGUGGAUGGGGGCGUGCUCCCUCUGCUGUCUCCUGAAGUCCACGAUCAGCUCCUUCAUUUUGUUGACGUUGAGGGAGAGGUUUAUGAGCCAGUCAACUGAAGGAAUGGUUCUCUAACUACACCACCUAGCCUGGUUAAACCACACUGAAUGCUGUGCUCACCCUUGUUUCCCUUUACGUCAAUCUGGUUUAACCAGGCUAUGUAGACCUACCUUUCACUGACACCCACAGCUUUGUCAGACGUCUGGCUCUGGCUCUGGCAAGACCUCCAGUUUAGAUACAGUGGGGUAAUAGCCAGGUAUAAGGAAACGUGCACACACUCUCCCUCUCUCCCUCUCUCCCUCUCUCUCUCUCCCUCUCUCCCUCUCUCUCUCUCUCUCUCUCUCUCUCUCAAUUCAAUUCAAAGGGCUUUAUUGGCAUGGGAAACAUAUGUUUACAUUGCCAAAGCAGGUGAAAUAGAUAAUAAACAAAAGUGAAAUAAACACUAUAUUUCUCUAUGCCUCUCAAACACACACACACACACACACACACACACACACACACACACACACACACACACACACACACACACACACACACACACACACACACACACACACACACACACACACACACACACACACACACACACACACACACACACACACAUCUGUGUCCCGUUAGAUUGCUCUUCGCUAUUAGUCCCUUUUUUUAGCCAGAUUGAAUUGAAAGUCCUCAUGGAAAGUUAGUUCUAUCAGAAGGUUCCAGAUAAUUGCUUUGGGAACCAGUGAGUACAUAAAAUACAUCUUUGGCUCAAUUGGCUAUUUCUUCAUUUAUUCCCCACCUGUUAGUUAAAGCAUUUAUUUUGUUAUUACUGCAUAUUAUCACAUCUUAAUGUCCCUCUAAAGUACAACCAUUUUUGUUUCGUUAUUUUUGGCCGCUUUUUACAUUCUCUCGAUUUUAUCAUUAGUAUGGCCCAGAGUGUUCCUGGCUCCAUGACCUGACCAGAGGAAAUGAUGUGUUCUAGUUAGGCUAUAACUAUCAUUUAAUUGCCUUAUAAUUAUUUUCCUGACCAGUUUUUCCCGGCCACAUACAGUAUCCUGACCAGGAGAAACACAGAUAAAAGUACAGUUGAGUGAGUUCUCAUGACAGUUCAGUUAAAUUAUGACAUAAUCCAGGCAGGGAGGAGAGACAGUUGACUGGGAAGAUACAGACCAGCCAGAGAGAGAGAGAGAGAGGGGGGGGGAGAGAAGCAGGCAGUGUCCCUGUAAACAAUAACACUCCAGCCAUUCAGCUGAAAUAGGAACAAUAUUGGGCUAGCAGCAGGGAGCCCAGGCUCUCCAAAUAGUCUGACUGACAGUCCGAAAAGAGGAGGGGGGGGGGGGGGGGGGAGUGUGUGAGUUUGGGAAAAUACAGGUAAAGGAGGGAGAGUGAGAGGGAGGGAGGGAGAGAAAGAGAGACAGAAACCAAAAGAGAGGACACCUGAGAGAGAGAGAAGGAAAAUGAGACAUAAAGAGAGACAUUGUGAGAAAAAGAGUGAAAGUGAUGGAGAGAGAAAUAACAAGAGAAAGAGAAAUUCUCCUCAUCCCCUCCUCCCCUCCCUCCUGCCUCCUCCUGAGAAAUUAGGAGUCCCUCCCUCCUCUCUCUCCCCUCCCUCUCUCUCUCCCUCAGCCUCUGUGCUCUAAUUUAACAGUGUGUAGAGAGGAGCUGACAGUCAGUCUACACUGAGCCCUGCUGGAUACUAGCUGUGAGAAGCUGAGCCCUGAGCCUCUUGUAACUCCAUCCUACUACGUACAGCCCACCAUGGAUGUCAAAGUACUGGCUGUGUUGGCCCUACUGGCUGUGGCCAUGGAUGUACCUCUCUCUACGGGUGAGUUGGUCUGGGAAUGGGUUAUCUGUCUGGGCAUGUCUUCCACACUCUUAGAAAAAAAGAAACUAAAAGGGUUCUCGGCUGUCCCCAUAGGAUAACCCUUUGAAUAACCUUUUUAGGUUCCAGGUAGAACCCUUUUGGUUCCAGGUAGAAACCUUUUGAGUUAUAUGUAGAACCCUUUACACAGAGGGUUCUACAUGGAACCCAAAAGAGUUCUACCUGAAACCAAAAAGGGUUCUACCUGGAACCAAAACGGGUUAUCCUAUGGGACAGCUGAAGAACCCCUUUGGAACCCUUUUUCUUAGAGUGUAUUAGUGUGUAUUAGUGUGUUAUUUCUAAUGUUAUAUCUAUCUCUAUCUAUCCCUUUAUUUUUGUCAUUUUAGUAACUUAGCAAAGAGGAACUUUAUGUAUGUGUUCUAGAAUGUCUGGGGAUGUGAUUUAUUCUAGAAAAGGAAGAUGUUUUGGUGGUUGUGGAGGUUGUCUUGAUAAUUUUGGUGAAUUUGAAUAGAUGUUGUUAGAAUAGAUGUGGUUCUUGUGACAUAUGGCUGGUGUUGCUGAGAGAAGGUUUACACAACAGAAGAACUUGUGGUUAUGAGUUGUGGUUGUGGAGAUUGUCUUUUGGCUCCUUGAUUUUUGACUGGUUUUGCUAAAAGAAAAGCAGUAAGUGAUCAUUGUGAUGUGAUGGAGAGGUUGUACUCAAACUGGUUACAUUUGCUUUUUGUUGUUGUUGUUUGUAUAGUUGAAUUUUAAGUAGUUGGUUAUUAGGAUUUUUCUGGAAAUGUGUAGGUUUGUAUUUGCUUUUGCCUUUAUUGAUGUCUCUUCUCAGUUGCCUUUUGUUGCAAAACUUUCUGUCUCUUCUCAGUUGCCUUUUGUUGUAAAACUUUAAUUAAAGACUGUUUCUAUUUGCUUUUAACACUUUGAUAUUUCAACCACUUUGAUUUCUCAAAUCUUACAUCUUAACGGCAUACAAAUUAACAAUUAAAACUAUUUGUCAAAUAAAGAAAGAAAGAUCUUACAAUUUAGAGGAUAAUGGGCCAGGGAGUCAGUGUCCCAAAUGGCUAAGUCUCCCCCAUGUCAAUAUCACAGCAAUGCCCCUCCACCUUAUCAGGCUCCUUUAUAAUGCUAAUAAUGGAUCAUUAUGUAUGCUGCUUACAGCACCCGGCCACAAGUGAGCAUCUAGCUACAACCCUGCUUCCCAACUAGAACCCUAUUCCUUUAUAUAGUGCACUACAUUUGACCAGUGCCAAUAGGGAAACACAUAGGGCUCUGGUCAGAAGUGCACAAAAUAGGAAAUAGUGUGCCAUUUGGAAUGUAGUUAGGUCCUUUCACGACCUGCCCUGUUUAGCCCCUAAUUAGUUUCUAAUUAAAAGAAAGCAAAGAAAAUAGAUAAAUACACACAUUACCCCCUCCAUCACCCCGGCCAUCCUAUCGUCUUUAACAUGCAGUCAGGGUCUCCCUAACAACAGGCUUAGCAUAACACAGCAGAGGAUCGGCUAACUUCAAUUCAACACUUCUCUUUGACUUCUCUCUCUCCUGAUGUCGUUUACUUUGCAAUGGAUUAAUGUGAUCACAGUUUAAUCCAACAGUCAAACAAGGGAGCCAUUUGUAAGCCGUUAAGAUGUAAGAUUCGAGAAAUUAAAGGAAUGUAAAUAUGAAAGUGUUUAAAAGCAAACUGAGUCUUUCAUGAACGUUUUACAACCACAAGGCACAUGUAUACAUGUUCAGCCAAUUGUCCUCUUCCCAUCUUUAAAGAAAAACAAAAGAAAACAUUGUUGGAAACAGGUUAUCAAGAAUUUCACGUCACGGAACAUGUUAGAAUUUCAAACGGAAUUGGUUAAUCUUGUGUGAAAUUUUCGGGAGGGUAUCCCCUCUGAAAUCCCUGAAACUAAGAAUCUUUUUACUCAAAAGCCUAUGUAUAUGUUUCUUAGUUUCAGGAACCAGUAGGAACCAGGGGUGAUACGCAAUCAUUCUAAGAAUGUAGCCUACUUCUUAAAGGGACUCUUUUGAUAAGAAUCUAAGCUUUGUGUUCUUGGAGCUUUGAGAAAGAGGGGAAAUAUUGGGAGCCCCAGUGGAGUACAGCAAUAAGGGCUCUUCUGGGUUAGAGAGCUGUGUCUUAAAUGUACAUAGUGAAAAGGCAGUAUGAUGGUUGAUGGGACAAUGAGCGCUGGUUUGAGAGUCUCUCUCUGUGUGUGUGUGUGUAUGUGUGUGUGUGUGUGUGUGUGUGUGUGUGUGUGUGUGUGUGUGUGUGUGUGUGUGUGUGUGUGUGUGUGUGUGUGUGUGUGUGUGUGUGUGUGUGUGUGUGUGUGUGUGUGUGUGUGUGUGUGUGUGUGUGUGUGUGUGUGUGUGUGUGUGUGUGUGUGUGUGUGUGUGAGUGUGUGUGUGAGUGUGUGUGGCAGACUAAUCUCUUUUUAAUUGCCUUGCAUUUGGAACUAAAUGCAGGUAAAUGUAUACUUUCCCAUGCAUUGUCAGGGUUAGAUACAGCAGAUUGAACAUCUAAUUUGUACUUGGUGGGAUGUAGUGUUUAAUUAUUUGUUAUAUGCAUUUAAAGGCAUGGAAAUGUGUGCUGUUUUGUCUUAAUGGUGUUUUAUUUGAUAUAUAUAGAUAACUAUAACAGUUUGAUUGAAUUAUUUAAAUGAAAUGUAUUUUCCUCUCAGAGCUUUCAAAAUUGUAUUUGAUUCUGAACAACAUAUUAAAGUAAUCUUCUUUAAUGCAUGCUUUUUGCUAGUUUUAUCUUAAGUGUAGCUAUUUGCCAUGCUCAGCAGGCCAGUUGAAAGUCAGACAUGUUUAACGGUUUAACAGAAAUACUGGCGUUUACCCAAGUGAGUGUGUAGGUGAAUAACAACAGGUAAAAGUGGAGUAGUGUUGAGUGUAUACAAUGGGAGUUUGGUGAGAGUGUGUGAGUGUGUGAGAGCUAUUUAUGAGACCUGGUUGUAACACUGUGUAAACCAAUCUCACACACCACUGACUAUUGAUUUAGGAGAUGUUGCUGUCAUGUAGUCCAGUGAAGAUUGAUUUAUUAAGUCCAGCGGCAACGGAAAUCUGUCUUCUACUUUAUCCUGUUUGUUCUAACAAGCUCUGAUAUGAAAUGAACAAAUUCAUCCUUGUGUGGGACAAAAGUCAGGUAACUGUAUACUUUCCCAUGCAUUGUCGGGGUUAGAUACAGUAGAUUAAACAUCUUUGUUCUAACAAGAAGCUCUGAUAUUAAAUAUACCUAGUUUCCUUCCUGCAAUGAUUCUGGGUUGUUGCAUUUUGGAGAUGUUGGUUCUCAUAUUGUUGGUUCUUCUCUAACUAUCAUAAUGCUAGCAUUGAGACAUUACUGUAUCUCACACUGUGAACUUAGGUUGUUUUAGUUUUAAGACAUAGAAAUGGUCAAACCUCACAUUCUCUCUGUGUCCGGUACCUGGUACCCGGUACCUGUACAGUAUCUUAGUAUGUUUCUGGUUGUUGUUUUCAGCUAAGCCCAUCAGCCUGGUAGAGAGGUGCUGGUGUCGCUCCACACUCAACACCGUCCCUCAGAGGAGCAUCAGAGAGCUCAAGUUCCUUCACACACCCAACUGCCCUUUCCAAGUCAUGUGAGUAACCUGCUGGUGCAUUAUGGGAUGUUUUUUAAAUCUGAUUUUGGGUUGGGUUUUAGAAGACUAACAGCUAAGUUCCUUAGCUUGUCAUGUGAAGAACCUUCCAUACUGCUCAUGAGAACAACUAGAUCACUGUAUUGCUGCUCCCAAAUGUCAAUGUAUUCAUUAGAAAGACGGGAGUGACAGGAAGUUCUGUAGGAGACACCUCCAUGUUCUCCUCAACCCUGCACUACACAGCACAGAUAAGAAAGGACUAUGGUUACCAACACUGGACAUCCCACACAGCACACACAGUGUUGCUGCUCACAGAAGUGAAGCUAUUCAAUAUUUUUAGACAGACUUUUUCUGGAGAUAAACCAGAACUACAGUGCAUUUGGAAAGUAUUCAGACCCCUUUACUUUUUCCACAUUUUGUUACGUUACAGCCUUAUUCUAAAAUUGAUUUCAUUAUUUUUUCCCCUUAUCGAUCUAAAUACAAUACCCCAUAAUGACGAAGUCAAAACAGGUUUUUAGAAAUGUUUGCAAAUGUAUUACAAAUAAAAAACAGAAAUACCUUAUUCACAUAAGUAUUCAGACCCUUUGCUAUGAGACUCGAAAUUGAGCUCAGUUGCAUCCUGUUUCCAUUGAUUGAUCAUCCUUGAGAUGUUUCUACAACUUGAUUGGAGUCCACCUGUGGUAAAUUCAAUUGAUUGGACAUGAUUUGGAAAGGCACACACCUGUCUAUAGAAUGGCUUGCAAAAUAAUUCACCCCCCUUGGCGUUUUUCCUAUUUUGUUGCAUUACAACCUGUAAUUUAAAUGGAUUUUUGUGGGGUUUGUAUUAUUUGAUUUACACAAUUUGCCUACCACUUUGAAGAUGCAAAAUAUUUUUUCUUGUGAAACAAACAAGAAAUAAGACAAAAAAACAGAAGACUUGAGCGUGUAUAACUAUUCACCCCCCCAAAGUCAAUACUUUAUAGAGCCACCUUUUAUAGCAAUUACAGCUGCAAGUCUCUUGGGGUAUGUCUCUAUAAGCUUGGCACAUGUAGCCACUGGGAUUUUUGCCCAUUCUUCAAGGCAAAACUGCUCCAGCUCCUUCAAGUUGGAUGGGUUCUGCUGGUGUACAGCAAUCUUUAAGUUAUACCACAGAUUCACAAUUGGAUUGAGGUCUGGGCUUUGACUAGGCCAUUCCAAGACAUUUAAAUGUUUGCCCUUAAACCACUCAAGUGUCGCUUUAGCAGUAUGCUUAGGGUCAUUGUCCUGCUGGAAGGUGAACCUCGUCCCAGUCUCAAAUCUCUGGAAGACUAAAACAUGAAUACUUUUGCAAGGCACUGUAUAAGGUCCCACAGUUGACAGUGCAUGUCAGAGCAAAAAAACAAGCCAUGAGGUCGAAGGAAUUGUUCAUAGAGCUCCAAGAUAGGAUUGUGUCGAGGCACAGAUCUGGGGAAGGGUACCAACAAAUGUCUGCAGCAUUGAAGGUCCCCAAGAACACAGCGACCUCCAUCAUUCUCAAAUGGAAGAGGUUUGGAACCACCAAUACUUUUCCUAGAGCUGGCUGCCUGGCCAAACUGAGCAAUCGGGGGAGAAGGGCCUUGGUCAGGGAGGUGACCAAGAACCCGAUGGUCAGUCUGAUAGAGCUCCAGAGUUCCUCUGUGGAGAUGGGAGAACCUUCCAGAAGGACAUCCCUCUCUGCAGCACUCCACCAAUCAGGCGUUUAUGGUAGAGUGGCCAGACAGAAGAUCUAGCGGACUCACUAAACACAAGCUUUGUUUGUAAAUGAUGUAUGAGUGUUGGAGUGAGCCCCUGACUAUCCGUAAAUUUAAAAACACGUGAAAAUGGUGCCGUCUGGUUUGCUUAAUAUAAGGAAUUUGAAAUGAUUUAUACUUUUACUUUUACUUUUGAUACUUAAAUAUAUUUAAAACCAAAUACUUUUAGACUUUUACUCAAGUAGGAUUUUACUGGGUGACUUUUACUUUUACUUGAGUCAUUUUCUAUUAAGGUAUCUUUACUUUUACUCAAGUAUGACAAUUGGGUACUUUUUCCACCACUGCUGAAUACUUAUGUAAAUGUGAUAUUUCAGUUGUUGUUUUUUGUAAAUUUGCAAACAUUUAUGAAAAACCUGUUUUUGCUUUGUCAUUAUAGAAUAAGGCUGUAGCAUAACAAAAAGUCAAGGGGUUUGAAUACUUUCCGAAUGCACUGUAUAUAGGCCUAGUAAAGCAGUGGUCAGCAACCCUGGUGUGAGACAGCUGCAUGUUGAGUGUGUGAGCAAGCUAUGGUUCCCGGGCACAGCAGUGAAGCACCUGAUUCAACUCAUCAACUAAUCGUCAAGGCUGCGUUUUGUUGAAUCAGCUGUUUGUUUUAGGGCUGGGCAGAAACCUGUCAAUGCUACGGUCCAUGUUACUCUACGGGACCACAGCAAUAUAGUUUAACCAGAGACGGAAGAGAAAGCGAAACAUCCCACUCCCUCAUUUUUUCUGGUUUAUAUAUAGUCAAUGAACUAAGUACACCAGACCCAGCUGCUAAUGAAUUGGUGCAUAUGGGAGAGCCACCCCAUAAGCAGACCGGAUCUGUGACAUUUAUUUCUAAUGAUAAACGGCCUGAGUGGGACAUCUUCAUUUAUCCACCAUCUUUGGAUUAACAAAGCACAAACCAACAUGGGUGAAACCAGAAAGACCUUAGCCUGAUAAGUAUAGUCAAUUAGGGAUAAACUAGCCUGGUUCCAAAUCUGUUUGUGUGGUCUUGCCAACUCUUAUAGUCAGCUCCUAGUGCAAAACCUAUUCAGAAUAGCCUGAUUCAGCCCAGUAAGACCCCUCUGUUAAUAAGAUCCCAUGUGGAUUCUAAUGGCGCUUAACUUUGGUUCCCAUUGCAUUGGGCUAAGCAUCAGUCUCAUAUUAUGAGGUUUUAAUGAUUGCAGUUGGAGGACCACAGUGAUGGGAAAGAGAGAGAGAGCGAGAGAGAGAGAGAGAGAGAGAGAGAGAGAGAGAGAGAGAGAGAGAGAGAGAGAGAGAGAGAGAGAGUGGAGCAAAAGAGAUGCAGUUGCUAUGGCUCUCCCCAAAUGGAAAAAUAUGUUUAGAUUAGAACAACACGAUACACUUCCAGGAGAGGAGAGAGGAAGCUGACAGAGGAGUGUUUCUCUCUUAGCUAGCUCCAGGGGUGAUUUCAGUUAUGUUAAGGAAACAAUCAUUAGGGGUCAAAGUGAUGACCUUUAUGUUGCAGCUGACCCUCCCUACCCUUCUUUCUUUUCUUCCCUUCGCUCACCAGCCGCCCACAUUUAUUGUAAUUUCAAUGGCCUGGAACGAAUUAAGCCAAAAUGCUUUGCCCAUUUAUAACCUAUAGAAACCAGGUGACCAGAGCCAAAAAGCCAGAGGGGUUUGGGGGGUUGGGAAGGGGUGGUAGGGGGUCAUUAGGGGGUUAUCUCAUGGCAAUAGGUCAGUAAGGAUACAAAUCUGGUCAGGACCCACAAUCCUCCCUUAUCGCUCCAAAACGAACAAGAAGAGAGUCACACACAUUGGCACACAUAGGCAUUGAGGAACACACACACGGACACACACACACACACGCACACACGGACACACACACACACACACACACACACACACACACACACACACACACACACACACACACACACACACACACACACACACACACACACACACACACACACACACACACACACACACACACACACACACACACACACACCACCAAAAGCUUCCACUUUUCCCUCUUCUUCCCUCCAAAACCAUCCCAAAGUGAUGUAUGACUGAGCAGCAGAGAGAGAGGGGCAGAGAGCUUGCUUCUCUUCUGAUAUAUCUAUUGUCCUUGGAUGAAAGACAACAGGGGUAACACUACACCCCCCUCACCCCAUCCGUCCCUCCCUACACCCCCCUGUCUCCUCCCGCUUGUUGGUAUUAGCUUGCUGUGAAGUAAUUACUACCUACUGGGUUAGAAGCUCCGGACCCCCAGAGCCCCGAAUUCCAACAGAGUCAAUCAGACAGGCUAGACAGUCCAGACACACACACACACACACACACACACACACACACACACACACACACACACACACACACACACACACACACACACACACACACACACACACACACACACACACACAGCCUAAAGGGAUAAACCUAAACCAGGAGACACAUCAAAACAAAACAGUCAAAUGGAUUACAUGCACUAAUUAUAUAAAAGAGGGCAGGAUGGGGGAGGGAGGGAGGGGGGGGGGGGGGGGGUAUCCUAGAGAUAAACAAACGGGGAAUCCAGUUACCGGCUUUUAUUUAUCUAACCGAUUGGGAUGUUAGUUUUGGGGGGAUUUUAAGGGUUUUGAUGCACUUGAGCUGUUCUUUCAUCUUAUUGGGUAAGGGUAGUAGGGUGGGCCAUUUGGUCAAUUUAAGAGGUUGGGGGUUGAGAGGGCUGGAGAGUUUGGGGGAGGUUAAAUUGAAUCAGAAAAGCGGUAAAAUAGUGAUGAAGGAGAGAUUCAGAGGUGGAGAGGAAUGUGUUUAAUUUACAGGGUUGUGUGAGGAAGAGAAGGAGGGAGAGAAGGAGGGAGGGAGGAGGGAGGGAGGAGAGGUGGUGAGGCGCUACCUGAGUUGUUAACACGACCUUUUGACACAGAGGUGUGAGAUCCAUAUGUUUGGGGAAGGAGGGGAGGAGAGGAGAGCGCGCGCACACACACACACUACCCCCUGUCUCCCCCUAACACUCAUAGAUCAGAAACACUACCAGAGGUGUCCGAUCUCGGGACAAAUCCCCCUCUCUCAAGUCGACACUCAAAUCAACCCUCUAUCAGCACACUACAGUCUGCUACAGGAGAAACACUCACUCCCUCAUACACCCCACAGUCUGUAAAUCACAGGCUAAAUGCCCUGACAUCAAAACCUCCUUAUUGUUAGUACCAUCGGCUUAACAAAGGGAUCAGUGUUACCAUGCUUUAUUAUCUUUACAACAGCCGUCUUUGAGUGAAAGCAGAGAGAUGGGAUUUUUCACAUGUGGCAUAUGGUGGGGGGACUUUAUGUAAUGUAAUGCAUUGUGAUCCUUACAACAGGCGCAAAACAUGUUUUGUGGGUUAUAAUAUACCGUGGAUAUAAGUUUUAAAUAAUUGUUAUUCUUACAACUGGUUCAUAAUAUGUUUUGUGGUUAAAGAAUAUGCUUUGGAUUUUAAUAAUGCAUUGAUUGUCCCGUGUGGCUCAGUUGGUAGAGCAUGGUGCUUGCAAUGCCAGGGUUAUGGGUUCGCUUCCCAUGGGGGACCAGUAUGAAAUAGUAAGAAAAUGUAUGCACUCACUACUGUAAAUCCCUCUGGAUAAGAGCGUCUGCUAAGUUAUGUAAAUUGUUCACUGGUAUGUUUGUCUCGCAAAUGUCCCUAGAAAUUAGUGACAUAUAAAUAAGCUUGAUAAAUAACUUAUUUUCAAAGAUAUGUUACUGUUGACUUUGCAGCCUUAUAUCAUAUUGAGUGAUGUUUGUUUGGGGAGUACAGUACAGGACAGUACAGUAGUUGGUUUCAAGGAAAGGGAACUCCAUUCAUCAAACGUGUUUGUUUAUUUUGACCCUAAAUGACCAGAUAGACCAGAUCAAAAUAACGGAACAGAUUUAUUUUUUAGAUUAUAGUAUACAGAGUUCAUCAGAUGUCUCUUCAAUCUUCAGAUACAUUACUUAUACAGACUAGAUUUAAGUAACCUAUAAAUGAAACCUAUAAAUUAUCUAUAUUUAUUUAUCUAUAUUUAUAAUUUAAGUAUAAUAAAAACGUGUGACUCAUACUAUUCAACUCACUACUACAAGGCCCAUGAGUCUCAUUACAGUUUGACCGAAACAUGACCACAGUUGACCGUAGUUGAUCCUAGUUGACCACAGGUAUCAGGUAUGUGUGUUACUGAUAGCAGCUACACACUACACUAUCCCUGGAUGUUCACCAGAGUGAGAAGACUGUAGCCCAGUUCACCAGAGUGAGAAGACUGUAGCCCAGUUCACCAGAGUGAGAAGACUGUAGCCCAGUUCACCAGUGAGAAGACUGUAGCCCAGUUCACCAGAGUGAGAAGACUGUAGCCCAGUUCACCAGAGUGAGAAGACUGUAGGCCAGUUCACCAGAGUGAGAAGACUGUAGCCCAGUUCACCAGUGAGAAGACUCUAGGCCAGUUCACCAGUGAGAAGACUCUAGGCCAGUUCACCAGUGAGAAGACUCUAGGCCAGUUCACCAGUGAGAAGACGCUAGGCCAGUUCACCAGUGAGAAGACUCUAGGCCAGUUCACCAGUGAGAAGACUGUAGGCCAGUUCACCAGAGUGAGAAGACUGUAGGCCAGUUCAUGAGAACCUCCUGGACUGGGCUUUUCUUUCCUCCUGUUCUUUUCAGGAUCAUUCUAUCCUUUAAUCAGAUAAGAAAACAGAGAAAGUGGAUGCUUGGAGAACACUGAAAUGAGUCUGCCUAAUUCACUUCCUCUCUCUCUCUCCCUCCCUCCAUCCCUCCCUCCAUCCAACUCUCGGUCACAGUGCCAAGCUGAAGAACAACAGGGAGGUGUGCAUUAACCCCGAGACCAAAUGGCUGCAGACGUACCUGAAGAAUGCCAUUAACAAGUAAGGAGAAACCUUACUUCCCUCUUUGACAAGUAAGAGCUGAUCGCAGGGUAGCCUGUUCCCACAUCUGCUUGUGCUGUCUUGCCAACUCUUAUGGUCAUUAAUUGUCACGCCAAACCAUAGGAGUUGGCAAGACAACACAAACAGAUCUGGGACCAGGCUAGUUUGCCAGUAACAGUGAGAGACAUGGAAUGAAAUACGCCCCUGUUUUCAUGUGCAAAAUCCACAUGAAAUGGGAGAAAUGGGACUGCCUAAAAACAGUAACAAUAGUUCAAUGUAAUUUUAAAUCGCUCGUUUAUCAGUAUGAUUAGAAUUUUUGGAAUGUGUGUGUCUCAUUAAAAGAGAUGAAAGUCACUGGUAUUUCUGGGUGCUUGUUUCUCAUGUGCAUGUUAGCUACUCAGAUAGCUACUGAGAUAUGAAUUAAAGACUGGGAAAGAAUGCUCUCUGCUCAUGCCUUGCAAUCCCUUUGAUAAUUUAAGCGUGGCAUUUGGAGCAUUCCAGGUCUUUCGGUAAACAAUCAGAAUUUAUCUGGGAAAUCGGGGAUGUAGUAGAAUUUCAUGAUCUUCAGUUAAUAACUCAAACUUUUGGCCAAAAAAAAACAGGUGUUCUUUUCACUAUUUAACUAACUUCAUUCAUUUCAUGGCUAAAAUACAGUAGUUUAUGUAUCAGUAAACAAAUAUGUGUAAAUUGAAGGCAUUUCCACAAAAUUAUCGGGACUAAUUUGUCUACAAAUAGUAAAAAAUCAUUUUUUGGAGGGAAAAAAAUUCCACUAAGUUUUACACCCAAGGAGUAAACAAUAAACUGUAAAAAAAAUUAAAAAUAAACAAUAACAACAGAUACAGUAUACAGUAUAUUAUAAUGAACCUAAAUGGCUUGUGCAGUUAAAAUCUGUGUUAAAUGUGCAUUCCUCAUAAAAACUUCACACAUACAUCAUCUGGUGAUCAUUAUCACCAACCACGCAAAAUGUCUACCUCUUAAAAACGCCUAUAGUAAACAAUUUAAAAUGGAGGAACAUUUUACAGCAAAUUAGGUGUUUUCUUGCUGUUUAGUCCCCAAUGUGGCAUAGUUACAAAAGACUGCAUUUGCUCUAAAUAGCUAGCUAAAAAGCUGUGUGUACAAAUAUUUCUAAGACAAGGCAGAUCCAGAUUAUCUUGUUUAUGAAGGCUAGAGUAUAUAUGCUCUCGUAAAACUGUACCCUGUUUAUAAGUCCAGUCUGCCAGACAAACAAACAAUAUUACUACACAACUAGAUACUGGAGGCCUACGUGACAUGUUACAAACUGUUAGAGAAAAAGGUGCUAUCUAGAACCUAAAAUGGUUAUUUGGCCAUUCCCAUAGGAGAACCCUUUUGAAGAAACAUUUUUAGUUCCAGGUAGAACCCUUUGGAGUUCCAUGUGGAACCAAAAAUAGUUCUCCCUGGAACCAAAAGGGGUUCUCCUAUGGGGACAGCCGAAGUACCCUUUUGGAACCCUUUUUUCUAAGAGUGCAUGAUUCAAAACCCUGCAUGAUGCAGAACAUAGCGUCAAUAUACCAAUGAGAACCGUACUAAGUAUUUACUAUCAAAUUACAUUACAUUAGGGCCCAGAGUUGUUCUUAAUCAGGUGAUGUCAAGUGGACACAGUUACACCCAUGAAUCCUCCAUUAAUCAGUGUCAUAUUCCUCUCUUUCUGUCUCUCCAGGGUGAAGAAGUCCAGAAGACGUGCUCAGUAAAGGAGACCUAGUCCCAGGCCAGCUCUCCCCCUCCUCCUCCUCCUCUACUACUCAGAUAUGUAACUCCACAUACUGUAUCUACACGUCUCUGCUCUGGAACGCUCUGGAACACUCUGGAAUGCUC
Molecule: messenger RNA, 21288 nt
Organism: Coregonus sp. 'balchen'
Lineage: Eukaryota; Metazoa; Chordata; Actinopteri; Salmoniformes; Salmonidae
Source: the annotation of a GenBank genome assembly